AUGAGCUUAGAUACGGCUCCCGUGUGUGGCCAGCCCCAUCCCGCCUCCUGCCCUGGGGAGCGGGCGCGAUGUGUUAGUCUGUCUGUCUGCCUGGCGCUCCGGGCUCGCCUCGGCCCCGCGCUGCAGGCAGCUGUCCGCCAGGCGGCGCUGCCACCCGCCCAGCGGGGCGCUCUGCCGCGGCGCUCACGCUCGACUGCCCGGCGGGGGUGGGGCUUGGCCGCGCAGGCGCCGUGCGCCGCACGCCGCCGCGGCCUGUGUCCGCUCCGCGCUCCGCCAUGUACCCGGCCUGGGGCUUGUACGGGGCGGCCGGGCACUACCCGCCGCCCCCCACCUCCAUCCCGCCCCCGCCGCUGCCCAUCCCUCCCCCAGCGUGCCGCCUCCCGCCGUUCCGCCGAUGCCGCUUCCCAGCUACCCGCCGCCGGGGCCCGCGCCCCCGCCGCCGCGCCGCCGCCCGCCGGUUCCUCGGGGUUCCUGAGCCUGCAGGAGCAGCACCUGGCCCAGCUGCAGCAGCUCCAGCAGAUGCACCAGAAGCAGCUGCAGUCCGUACUCUUGGGUCCCCCGCCGCCGCCGGGCCCGCCCCCGCCGGGGCUGCCGCCGCCGCCGCUGCCCGGCUCCUUCACCGACUGGCAGCAGCAGCCGCCGGUGCCGCCGGUGCCGCCGCCGGUCCGCAGCUACCAGAAGCAGUACGGCCACCGUGAGCCGCCGCCGCGCAAGCCGCCCCCCGCGGCCCGGGACCGCGACGGGCAGGAGCCGGCGGGCGGGCACGGCGACUGGGGCGAGCCGGUGCCCGCCGAGCCGGUGCCCAUGGACAUGGAGCUG
Molecule: messenger RNA, 819 nt
Organism: Camarhynchus parvulus
Lineage: Eukaryota; Metazoa; Chordata; Aves; Passeriformes; Thraupidae
Product: formin-like protein 3
Exons: 2
Source: RefSeq, a predicted model, not a curated record